AUGAAAGUCCAGGAUCCAGAUGCCUCUGGAGACUCAAUACCGGGGGAUGACAUUAUGCUGGUUGAGCGUGCCAAUUCGCGAGCUCGCCGCGGCAAAACUGGAAUUCUGUCUUCCAGUGACGAGCAGAGGAGAUUAUAUGGAAAAGCUUUGCAAGGAUGGAAGGAACAGGGGUACUUGUUCAAUAAUUGGCAGGAGAAGGAGAUAGUCAAGGCUGAGUGUGCAAACUCCGAGAUAUUCGUGCCGGUGGUUGGUAGCCGGAUUGACCGACAGAGAGAGACAGACUGUUCCAGGUGCAAGUUGCGACGAAUCCAAUGUGAUCGAACCUUACCCACUUGCCGCAAAUGCAAGUCGCGCAAUUUUGCCUGUCCAGGUUACGGGCCGGUUUUCAAAUGGGUUCAAGGAGUCGCCAGUCGCGGUAGACUAAGCGGCCGGUCAAUCCCCGUGCCCCUGGAUGCCGAAAAAGGGCCGGUCAAAAAUGCCAUCUUUCGUCCACUAUCUACCCAGCUGCAGGGUGAUGAAUGGCCCGGACCGACAGCGUACAUCCAAGUAAAUACUCCGGGAGUGACUCUUCUGUCUUACUUAUUGCAACAUUUCGACAAGCACGUUGCGACCAAGCUUGCAUGGGUGGAUGGACCCGACAACCCCUGGCGAAAUAUCGUCAUGCGACUGACGCAUACGUCCCAGCUGGUUUUAAACUCUGUCUUGGCCAUGGCAUCGGAAGAUCUUGUUCUUCGCUACGAGACAGGAACACCCCACGUGCGCCGGCUGCAGGCUGCUUCACUUGAAUAUAGAAGUAAGACAGUAUCUCUCCUCGGACAGCAACUGAACUCGCUGCCAAGAAAGGCUUUGGAAUCACCUUGUUCUCUGGAGAAAGCACGGUGUAUCUUAGCAUCCAUUCUACUCUUGUACAACGUGGAGCUGCUUACAGCAGAAUCUGCGCGUUGGCAAGUUCACAUCCAAGGGGCUGGUGCGGUCAUCCAGUGGAUGUCACAGGCCCUUUGUCGGCCCAGCUUGGAUAAUCAGGCAGAUGUCUUCCUGCUCUACGAAUAUUACUACCAUUCAGUCGUCAUGGGCCUGACAACCUUUGAUCCGCCGGCUGAAUUCACCAACCACAUCAAUACCUACGACUCGUUGACUGUUUUCAGCGAGUUUGUGCAGAUCAUGCACACCGUGACCCGAGCCGAGCGUGAACAAUAUGCUGGCAGUCCCAAUGCCACCACGCCAGCACUCGAAGACAUCACUCAGGCGAUCGUGGCGGCUAGAUCAAGGACUCUGCUGCUCAGCCAGCGGAUCAACUUCAGGUCACUAGAGGCGCAGCGAGAUUUUGAUCACCUUGCCUCCAUGUAUUACUAUGCAAGCCUGAUUUACAGCCAUCGAGUCCUGGGGAAAGGACCCUCCGCAGAACGCUGCAUCAUCACGUCGCGCGACGCAGUAUUGGAUCAUCUUUCUCGCUUGACGGAAGGGGCAUGUUUUGCCCAUGAUCUGGUCUGGCCACUCUUCAUCGCUGGAACAGAGUGCAGAGGCUGUCCGGCAGAACAAGCCAUGGUUGAAGGCGCAAUGCUAGCUGUGAUCCGGAUCAGUGGGAGAUUGGACCGCAACCGAGUGCUCUCCUUUCUGAAGACAUAUUGGGCAAUGGAAUUGGAGCCCGGCACGACUUGGAUCAAUCUCGUUCGUUCUAGAGCGGCUCAAAGCAGGUUUUUGAUCAUGUGA
Molecule: messenger RNA, 1710 nt
Organism: Aspergillus homomorphus CBS 101889
Lineage: Eukaryota; Fungi; Ascomycota; Eurotiomycetes; Eurotiales; Aspergillaceae
Product: Zn(II)2Cys6 transcription factor
Exons: 2
Coding region: 1-1710 (569 amino acids)
Biological process (GO): positive regulation of transcription by RNA polymerase II
Cellular component (GO): nucleus
Molecular function (GO): zinc ion binding; transcription cis-regulatory region binding; DNA-binding transcription factor activity, RNA polymerase II-specific
Source: RefSeq, a predicted model, not a curated record